Adineta steineri is the source of this 1851-nucleotide messenger RNA. The record is from the annotation of a GenBank genome assembly. NCBI's taxonomy places the organism in Eukaryota, Metazoa, Rotifera, Eurotatoria, Adinetida, Adinetidae.
AUGGCUAGAACAAAACAAGCGACAUAUCAAUCUAAAAUAACAACAACAACAGAUGGUCAAAAGACACGGUUACCAUUGGCGUUAAAACCGACCAGUAACACAACAUUAGUUUCACAUUUAACAGCCAUGGAUCAACCAUUAUCGAAGACAUCGAACAAUGCUAAUAUCAACUCAACAUUUUCAAAAAAUAGUUCAUCAUCAAACAUGACAACUGAUGAUGGUACAAGUCAAACAUCAUCUAUAACUAAUCAAACUCGAUUAUCUACAACUAUUUCCUCUUCAUCAAAAACUAUUACAGCAUCGUCUUAUGAAACCGAAUUAGCUUCAACAUUAGUAAAAGGAAAAAAAGGAAAAACAAAAACAAAAUCAAAAGCAAAAAUUAUUGAUUGUGAACUCAAUUUAAAGGAUAACAAUCAAAACGAUGACGAUGCACAUUAUGAUCUCCGUACUUCCAUAGAAGAAAGCGGCGGUAUUCAUAAAUUUUUAAAUACUCCCUGUAUGAUACUUUACAAGAAAAAUUUGAAAAAUCAAAAUAUAGGUACAGCAAGUGCUCGUGGCAACUCUGAUAAUAUGAAAGAUGACGAAAACGAUUCCGAACCAUAUUUUGAUGAAGCAUCUGAUGAAGAAAUAGAAGAAAUAAAUGCUUCAACUAGUGGUACACGAAAAAGAUUUAUACAAUGGAAAGGAGGGUCAAAAAAUUGUGGUACAUAUGUUUAUUAUAAUAAAUUCGACGAAGUAAAAGAAUGUGUUAAUAAUAUUUUAAGCUAUGGUCGGGAGCAUGGGACAUUAUUAUCAGGGGUUCAGUUGAAAACUCUCAUGGAUAUUGAAAAUGUAGAAAUCACAAAAGAUCGAGCCAAUGUUCUUGUUAAACUUGUUAGUAGUUGUGUUGAUGUUGUUCCAAAUCCACAUUUUGUUUCUCCAACAGCAAAACGACCAGUGUAUGAGUACUAUGGGUUAGAAUUUCAGUUAGCUGUAGUAGAAUCGAGCAAAUCAAUACCAAUUCCAACCGAAAUAUUAGCACAAUACAAAAGAGAAAAAGAGAAAGAGAACGAAGGUGAUCGUCAUGAAAAAAGUCACAAUAGUCACGAAACAGAAGACAAUGAUUUUACAAAUGAUGAUAUCAAUAUAGAAAGUCAUACUGUAAUUUCUAGUAGUGUAAUUAAUGAAGAAGUCGUUAUUAAUGAUAACAUUACAUUGUCAUUAAUUCACUCAACUGAAGAUAACAAUAGUAAAACUACUGAUAAUGAUAAUGUGAAUGUUGAUGUUAUUACAAAACAGGUAGAAACACCAGCUACAAGUUUGAUGACAUCAUCGUCUCCUCUUGUUCGUGAUAAAAUUGAUUAUUCAAAUACAACUGAUACAACUGCAAGUGAUUUGGAGUUGCUAGUUCAUGAUUCGAAACAAAGUGCAACAUCAUCAUUACCGUUAUCGUCUGUAGCUCCUGAAGUUUCUUCAUGCAAUCAAACAUCGUCCGCUAAUGUUUCUCAUUCAAAUCCACAUCAGCAAUCAAAUUCGGUAGAAUAUACUACCGAGGAUGAAGCACCAUUACAGGAAAGAAUGACACCACUACGAUCUAAUAGUAAAGCUGCCAGAACUGCAAAUGUUCGUGUUAAGCGAGUGCCAUCAAAACGGCGUCAGUCAAUUGCAUUACGUUCUAAAACAAAAAUGAAACAACAACAACCAUUGUCUGAUAUCACCCAUUCUAAACGUAAAGAAGACGACGAAGAAGCUGCUAUAACUCCAUCUAUUACUUCAAAAAAGAAAAAAAAAUUGAAUGGUGAUGGUACAUCUACAAUGUCUCAUCAAACUUUACCAAAAAUAUCAAAGAAAAAACCAAAGCCUUUAAAAUAA